AAAAGAUUGAUCACCAAAUCUUCAAAGCAAUCUCUGAUGGGGAUGGUCUGGAUGGAUACCAUCAAAUCCCUUCAAAGUUUGCACAAUCACAAUAAUCCAAAUCUAAAUCCAAAGAUAACACAGUACCCUUUUACUUGAUUUUUUUGUGGAAGGGACAGCCGGACAGCUUUUCUUGGGUAUGGUUAAAUGGGUAUAAAAUCUGUCGUACUCAUUACAGAAUUAAAAAAAGGAGAUAAGAAGUGUUUAUAAGACCAAAGCCAGUGCUGGUUUCUGGGUAGUGACAAGAUUGGAGAGAGAGUAACGGAGAUGGUGGAGAGUUGGAGAGAGGUGGUGGUGGUGGUGGUGCUUACAGUCUACAUUUUGGGGUUCGAGCCCCGAUGUGUUAAUGGUGACACAGAUCAAGGAGAUGCUUCUGCCCUGGGAGUCAUGUUUAGUAGUUUGAAUUCACCAUCACAGCUAUCACAGUGGGUUCCAAGUGGUGGUGAUCCAUGUGGGCAGUCCUGGAAAGGGGUUACUUGCUCUGGCCAACGGGUUACAGAAAUUAAACUCUCUGGUCUUGAACUCUCUGGAUCAUUGGGUUACCAGCUUGGAAGUUUGACAGCGUUGACUGAACUGGACUUUAGCUAUAAUAGUCUUGCUGGUGACAUGCCUUAUGGUCUUCCUCCAAAUUUGCAGCGACUAAAUCUUGCUAAUAAUCAAUUUAAUCAAGGCCCCCCUUAUUCCAUCUACUCAAUGACCACCCUUAAAUAUUUAAAUCUUGGUCAUAAUCAGCUACAGGGCCAGCUGUUGGACAUCUUUGGAAAUCUUUCUUCCCUCACUACACUAGACCUCUCUUUCAAUUCAUUUACUGGUAAUCUCCCUGAGAGUUUCAGCAACCUUACCAGUAUCACUGCAAUGUAUCUGCAAAACAACCAGUUUGCAGGAACUAUUGAUGUCCUUGCCAAUCUUCCUCUUGAAAACCUGAAUGUUGCAAAUAAUCAUUUUACAGGUUGGGUUCCAGAACGGUUGAAGAAUAUCAAUAUACAGAAGGACGGUAAUGCAUGGAGCUCAGGUCCUGCUCCUUCACCACCUCCUGGUACCCCACCUCCUGGUACCCAACUUCCUAGAAGCAACAGUAAUAAUAAAUCUGAUAGCAACAAUUCUCCUUCGGAUGAUGGUUCUGCUGCUGGUUCUGCUGGUGGUGGUGGUGGUGGUGGUAGUAGUAGCAAAUCAGGUAUAGGAGGCGGUAGCAUUGCUGGAAUAAUUAUUUCCAUUGUUGUUGCUGGGGGUAUAAUAGCAUUCUUCCUAGUAAAGAAAAGAUCCAGGAAGUCAUCCUCAGAUAUGGAAAAGCUCCACAAUCGGUCCUUUGCUCCCGUUCCUUCUAGUGAAGUGCAAGAAUUGAAGUCCAUUCAGUCUUCCUCCUCAGUUAAAACAAAAACCUUUGAUGUGUCUGCUUCAAUAAAUCUUCGACCCCCACCAGCUGAGCGGCACAAAUCAUUUGAUGAAGAGGAUUUUUCAAAAAAGCCUGUAGUUGUGAAGAAAAUUGUACCACCUCCUACAGACGUUACAGCAUAUUCGAUAGCAGACCUCCAGAUGGCUACUGGCAGCUUCAGUGUUGAAAAUCUUCUUGGUGAAGGGUCUUUUGGAUGUGUUUAUCGAGCUCAGUUCAAUGAUGGCAAGGUUCUAGCUGUGAAGAAAAUAGAUUCAUCAGUUUUUCAUGCUGAACUGUCUGAUGAUUUUAUUGAGAUAGUUUCAAACAUCUCCAAGUUGCACCACCCAAAUGUUACAGAGCUUGAAGGUUAUUGUUCGGAGCAUGGACAGCACCUUCUCGUCUAUGAGUUUCAUAAAAAUGGUUCACUGCAUGACUUUCUGCAUCUACUAGAUGAGUACAGCAAGCCAUUGAUAUGGAACUCCCGUGUCAAGAUUGCUUUGGGGAUGGCCCGUGCACUAGAGUACCUUCACGAAGUAUGUGCACCAUCUAUUGUUCACAAAAACAUCAAGUCAGCCAACAUCUUACUGGAUUCAGAGCUUAAUCCUCACCUUGCUGACUCUGGCCUGGCAAGCUUCAUCCCAAAUGGAGAACAGGCACUGAAUCGUGAUGAUGCAGGGUCAGGUUACAGUGCUCCUGAGGUUGUCAUGUCUGGUCAGCAUUCUCUAAAGAGUGAUGUUUACAGCUUUGGAGUGGUUAUGUUGGAACUUCUCACUGGGCGUAAACCAUUUGAUAGCACCAGGCCAAGAUUAGAACAAUCUUUGGUUCGAUGGGCAACCCCUCAGCUCCAUGACAUUGAUGCAUUAUCUAAGAUGGUUGAUCCUGCACUUGAAGGGCUCUAUCCAGUUAAAUCUCUCUCUCGGUUUGCAGAUGUGAUUGCUCUGUGUGUCCAGCCGGAGCCUGAGUUUCGACCACCCAUGUCAGAAGUGGUUCAAGCAUUGGUUCGGUUGGUGCAACGAGCUAACAUGAGUAAGAGGACGAUUGGAACAGACCAUAGAGCAUCCCAGCGAGCUGAGAACCAAGAUACGCACGACGACAUGUAAUUGCAACAGAAGUCCCGCUUUUGCUGUUCUGUUGACGGAGACUUACGAGAUGUGUAAUCAUGUUUAAUAUUUUUGUUCCAUUACACUCAAUGAAGAGUGUUAAUCAUGUUACUCCUAACUCAACUCCGGCCCCAACCCCACAAUCUGUAAAAUGUUUCAGUGGAGUUCACCCUGCUGCUGCUUAUGUCAAAUGAAAAUUUCAUUCACACCCUUUGAUCUGUAAAUGCCAUACAAUUUUAUCUUUACGGUUCCUAAUUUUGAUAUAUA
Rubroshorea leprosula is the source of this 2778-nucleotide messenger RNA. Lineage: Eukaryota; Viridiplantae; Streptophyta; Magnoliopsida; Malvales; Dipterocarpaceae. The record is from the annotation of a GenBank genome assembly.